GUUCGAUUAGAUAAGCUCCUGGUGGUAGGCUCACUCCACCCCGCCAAUCGGCAUAUGCGCCUUGCCUCUGUGGCCCUGCAGGUUGCUGCAAGGCAACGCAAGAAUUCGUCGCGGGUGUGAAGUGACAGAGCAAUCCCAUUCUUAGCUGGGCCUCUUUUUCUCAACAACCAACACUUCUCGGUAUUUUCUUCCAGGGUGUGAAUGCGGCCAGCCCUCUUUUUCGGCACGCGCUCAGGUGUUUCUGCCAACAGAUUCAAUGAACAGAGCUUGGUUACACCAGCAAGACUCACAAUCAGCUACCAAACAUUAGCUUCCCGUUCACCUCUUCAACACACUCAUUCCACUUUAUUUACCAAAUAUCAUAAUCACCCAUUCCCCUUCAAAGCCUUGAAUCUACCAGGCAAAAAGUUCAACAAUCACCUCUUCUUUCUACGUACGACCGCCCAGCGAUUUUCCACAACCGUGUCAUCAUCACUACCAUCACCACCACAUCCAUCUACCGUCAACCCCACCAUCGCCACGAUGAACGGUUCCAACCUGACCCCGUCAGUUCGCACCAAGCGCAAAGAGCCACCCCAUGCACUGGAUGCCCGCCACCCCAAGCAUCAUCGCGCCAAUGGGGAUCUGGAUACUUCGGGCGGCGAGAACACCCCCGACAGACCCGACGACAGCUUCAUCGAGCCCGAAUACGAAGAGCCUGACGACAAGCUGGCUGCCCUCCUCCCAGCUGGUCCUGAUACCGCCGAAUGGCAAGAAACCAUCCAGCGGGUGGUACGAAAUGUCGUCUCAAUCCGCUUUUGCCAGACAUGUAGCUUCGAUACAGACCCCGCCUUGACCAGCGAGGCCACGGGGUUCGUGGUAGAUGCGGAGAGAGGGUACAUCUUGACAAAUCGUCACGUUGUUGGGUCAGGACCCUUCUGGGGUUACUGCGUGUUUGAUAACCACGAGGAGGUUGACGCCUACCCCGUGUAUCGCGAUCCGGUCCACGACUUCGGCAUCCUGAAAUUCGACCCCAAAGCCAUCAAAUACAUGCCUGUUGAGGCCCUCCAGCUUCGGCCAGAUCUGGCAAAGGUGGGCAUUGAGAUUAGAGUGGUCGGCAACGAUGCUGGAGAAAAGCUCAGUAUCCUCUCGGGUGUGAUCAGCAGAUUGGACCGGAAUGCUCCCGAAUAUGGCGAAGGGUACAGCGAUUUCAACACAUGCUACUACCAGGCUAGCGCCGCAGCCAGCGGCGGUUCUUCGGGCAGUCCCGUGGUAGACAUCGAUGGAUAUGCCGUGGCGCUUCAAGCUGGAGGGAGAAGCGACGGUGCUUCCACAGACUACUUCCUCCCAUUAGACCGCCCUCUCCGCGCGCUCAAGUGUCUGCAAGAAGGAAAUCCCAUCACCCGCGGAGAUAUCCAAACUCAGUUCGUUCUUAAGCCGUUCGACGAAUGCCGGAGAUUGGGCCUGACCCCUGAGUGGGAGGCUCAAGUCCGCGAAAAGUUCCCCAAGGAGACCAACAUGUUGGUUGCCGAAAUUAUUCUCCCUGGGGGUCCCUCGCACAAGAAGAUCGAGGAAGGCGAUGUGCUGAUCAAAGUCAACGGUGAAAUGCUGACUCAGUUCAUUCGCCUGGAUGAUAUUCUGGACUCCAGUGUUGGAGGUACUGUCAAGCUUUUGGUGCUGCGUGGCGGCGAUGAGGUCGAAGUCGAGGUGGAGGUCGGUGAUCUGCAUAAGAUUACGCCUGAUCGAUUCGUCUCGGUUGCGGGCGGUAGCUUUCACGAGUUGUCGUACCAGCAAGCCCGUCUGUACGGUGUGGCCUGCAAGGGUGUCUACGUCUGCGAGGCCGGUGGUUCUUGGCGCUUUGAGAGCUCUGAAUGCGGGUGGCUAAUCCAGACUGUGGACCAUAAGAAGACACCCGACCUCGAUACCUUCAUUGACGUUUUGAAGGGGAUUCCGGAUAAGUCUAGGGUUGUUGUCACAUAUAAACAUCUGCGAGAUCUGCACACUUUGAACACCACCAUUAUCUUCGUCGACCGCCACUGGGCCAAGAAGAUGAAGCUGGCAGUCAGAAACGACAAGACUGGACUUUGGGACUUCACCAACCUCGCGGACCCCCUUCCCCCAAUCCCUCCGGUUCCCACCAAGGCCAGAUUCAUUCAGCUGGAGCACACAUCUCACCCUGCCGUGGCAGAUCUCGUUAGAAGCUUUGUUCAUGUUCAAUGCACUCUUCCGGUCAAGCUGGACGGCUUCCCGAAGAACCGGAAGUGGGGAAUGGGCCUGGUCGUGGAUGCAGAGAAGGGCCUCGUGGUGAUCUCCAGAGCCAUCGUUCCGUACGAUCUCUGCGAUAUCAGCAUCACUAUCGCCGAUUCCAUUGUGGUGGAGGGCAAAGUGGUCUUUCUCCACCCUCUGCAAAACUACGCCAUCAUUCAGUAUGAUCCUAAGCUGGUUGAAGCGCCGGUUCUUAGCGCCAAACUGGGUAACGAGCAGAUCAGCCAAGGUGCCUCAACUUACUUCAUCGGCUACAACAGAAUCGGCCGAAUCGUUCACGCGGCCACCACGGUCACCGAGAGUUUUGCUGUGACGAUUCCGGCAAACUCCGGGGCGCCCCGUUAUCGUGCUGUCAAUUUCGACGCUAUCACUGUCGACACCAGUCUCAGUGGACAGUGCGGCAGCGGAGUCUUGGUUGCGCAGGACGGUACCGUUCAGGCCCUGUGGUUGACAUAUCUGGGAGAGCGUUCUCAUUCGACCCACAGAGAUGAGGAGUACCAUCUCGGCCUUGCCACUCCUACUCUGCUGCCCGUCCUCAAGCAGAUUCAGGAUGGCAUCGUCCCCAAGCUGCGCAUGUUGCCAGUCGAGCUCCGCGCUGUCCAGAUGCUUCAGGCGCGCCUAAUGGGUGUCUCUGAGGAAUGGAUCGAGAAGGUCUCUGUGGCCAAUACUGCCCAUCACCAGCUCUUCAUGGUCACCAAGUGCACCUGUGAGCGUGUGGAGGAGAAAGAGGCCCCGGCUCUGCUUGAGGGCGACAUAAUUUUGACCCUGAACGGCAGUAUGAUCACCAGAAUAUCUGAUCUCGAUGUCAUGUACGCCAACGAGUUUCUGGAUGCCGUGAUUGUGCGUGAGCGUCAGGAGUUGAAGUUGAAACUACCCACCGUCGCGGCUGAUGACGUCGAGACGCACCGGGCAAUCUCCUUUUGCGGUGCCAUCAUUCAUAGACCACACCAUGCCGUCAGACAACAAAUCAGCGAACUAUUCAGCGAGGUCUAUGUCUCUGCCCGGACUCGUGGAUCCCCGGCGUAUCAGUAUGGGUUGGCGCCGACCAACUUCAUUACACAUGUCAACAACAAGCCGACUCCGGACCUGGAGAGCUUCUUGGCUGCGGUUGUUAGGAUUCCCGACAAUACCUAUUUCCGCAUGAGGGCAGUGACGUUUGAUAGUGUGCCGUGGAUGGUUACCAUGAAGAAGAACGAGCAUUAUUUCCCCACAGUGGAGCUCAUCAAGGACCCUGAGGAGGAGACUGGGUGGCGGAGAGUCACCUACGAAGGCGGCGGCAAGGUGGUUCAAGGUGAAGGGGAGGAUGGGGUUGUUCCCGUUCCUGGGGAUGCUGCAGAUAUGGACGUUGACGUGGACGUGUAAAGCACGGAUGAUGAUAUAGCUGAAUGAAUCUGUGUCGGGGGCCGGUCAGAGGGUUCCAAGUUUACAGCUUUCCUCCUUUUUUUUCUUGCAAUCAGCUGCUUCCGAAUAAUUUUAUUUGGGUCGAUGGGUUAAGCAAGGCGGCUGCUUGUGACAAGGAAAGCGUACAAAGGGCCAGCCAAUUUCAACCGAUACUGUCUGUGGCUUGGGAUUAAAUACUCAUAGGGGUGUGUUUUUCAGCUGGUGUAUCUCCCUAUAUAACUGUUGGUGAUAGCCAUGAUAACCAUACAGUGGCCAAGAGCGCCCAAUCUAUAUUAGAACCGAAGUCCCGUCUCCCCAUG
Podospora pseudopauciseta is the source of this 3944-nucleotide messenger RNA. RefSeq lists its product as uncharacterized. Lineage: Eukaryota; Fungi; Ascomycota; Sordariomycetes; Sordariales; Podosporaceae. Gene Ontology annotation, biological process: proteolysis. Gene Ontology annotation, molecular function: serine-type endopeptidase activity; protein binding. Bases 202 to 3606 code for a protein of 1134 amino acids. The record is from RefSeq and is a predicted model, not a curated record. The transcript is spliced from 3 exons.